AUGUCCCUGAACCGCGUAUCCUCGCUCGAGUCCUUCGCCCAUUUCACAUUCGAGGGGCAGCGGAGAUCUCCCUCGCCCAGCAGCCGCGACAGACGCUUGAGUUUCAACCCCUUACCAGAGUCAUGGGAUCCUCCCACGAGUAAGCCCGGCUACCUGGAGUCUGUGGGUGCAUUUGAAGUCCCAAAGUGGAAGAGAGUUUUGCAAGUGUUUGCAACAGUUAUAUACUGCCUCUUCGCAGCAGGAAUCGUGUUUGGAUAUGCAGCACUCAAGCCCGUCCUGAAAAAGGAGGGCGCCUAUCAGGAUGUCUGCGGCGCCGAUGACUCCAGCGCAAGCCUCGAUGACGUCGACACCUGCGUCGAGAUCCGCCUGAACCUGAUGUUCACUGUGGCCGCCGUCUCUACAAACGUUGCUGCUCUUCCGAUCGGCACUAUCCUGGAUCACUUUGGACCCCGUGUGUGUGGUCUAUUCGGCUCCUUGUUCUUGACGGCCGGCGCCCUCUUGAUGGCCUUCGAGAGAAGCCUGCCUUUUGAUGGCCUUCUUUUUGGAUAUCUUUUCCUGGCCCUUGGUGGCCCGUUCACGUAUAUUUCAUCUUUUCAGCUUUCAAAUGCGUUCCCGAAACAUUCAGGGCUCAUCCUAGCCCUCUUAACUGGUGCUUUUGAUGCGUCCAGCGCAUUGUUCCUGGUGUACCGUAUUAUCUUCGAGAAAACUGGUGGAUCUUUCGGCCACGACAAAUUCUUCCUGGCAUACCUCGUGGUGCCAGUCAUCAUUGCUCUGUUGCAGUUCGUUCUGCUACCAAAACAUUCAUACAAGACAAUUGGUGAGAUGAUCGAGCAGGUCGACGAGCCCCUGCCUCAGCGUGAAGACCAGAUGGACGAGAACACGGCGCUGCUGGAGCAGGAAAGGAGGGAACACAGAGAGAACAUCGCCGCGGACCUUGAGGAUCUGCUUGGCUCCGUGAGGGCGGACAAGCAGCAGCAAAAAGAGGAGAAGAAAAAUGAUAUAUCCGGCGUGUGGGGCGUCAUGCAUGCUUACACCGCAUGGCAGCAGAUCAGAUCUCCUUGGUUCAUCCUCAUAUGUCUGUUUACAGUGAUCCAAAUGACAAGAAUCAACUACUUCGUGGCCACAAUCCGGCCACAAUACGAAGCCCUCCUGCACUCGCACGAUCGGGCUGUUCAAAUCAACAACUUUUUCGACCUGGCGCUGCCGAUUGGCGGGAUAUUAUCAAUUCCCUUCAUAGGCCUGCUUCUCGAUCACUUCUCCACCGUCGUAGUUCUGUUCUGGCUAGUAGCCGUGACCACCGCCAUCGGUGUGUUCGGGAUCAUCCCCGAGAUGUGGGCCGCCUACACCAACAUCAUACUCUUCGUCCUCUACAGGCCCUUCUACUACACCGCCGUGUCAGACUACAGCGCCAAGGUCUUCGGGUUCAAGACCUUCGGCACCGUCUACGGGACAAUCAUCUGCUUGUCGGGUUUGUUCAACUUCUCGCAGUCUGGCCUGGAUUAUCUGCUCCACUCGACGUUUGAAGGGGACCCAAUACCCGUCAAUCUCAUGCUCUUGUCACUGGGACUGGUCGUGGGAGUUAGCAUGGUCGUGUACGUGGGCUACCAGGUAAGGGGCUUGAAGAGAAAGAUGCUUGAGAUGGAAGCAGAAAGGGCGGUUGGGACAUACAAUUGA
This is a messenger RNA of Diaporthe amygdali, 1674 nucleotides long. RefSeq names its product major facilitator superfamily transporter. Gene Ontology annotation, molecular function: transmembrane transporter activity. The transcript has 3 exons. The record is from RefSeq and is a predicted model, not a curated record. Gene Ontology annotation, biological process: transmembrane transport. Bases 1 to 1674 code for a protein of 557 amino acids. Gene Ontology annotation, cellular component: fungal-type vacuole membrane. Lineage: Eukaryota; Fungi; Ascomycota; Sordariomycetes; Diaporthales; Diaporthaceae.